Neocloeon triangulifer is the source of this 1967-nucleotide messenger RNA. It is a transcript of the gene croc, whose product is annotated as fork head domain-containing protein crocodile. The transcript has a single exon. Gene Ontology annotation, molecular function: DNA-binding transcription factor activity, RNA polymerase II-specific; RNA polymerase II cis-regulatory region sequence-specific DNA binding. Gene Ontology annotation, biological process: regulation of transcription by RNA polymerase II; cell differentiation; anatomical structure morphogenesis. The record is from RefSeq and is a predicted model, not a curated record. Bases 232 to 1512 code for a protein of 426 amino acids. NCBI's taxonomy places the organism in Eukaryota, Metazoa, Arthropoda, Insecta, Ephemeroptera, Baetidae.
GCUCACCACCACGCUUUAAUGUUGAUAAAGUUGGCAUAAAAAUGUAUCCAAUGUUUUCUCAACAACAUCUGAUAGUGUUUUCACAAUAAACACCGAGCGCACCAGCAUCGACGGCCGCCCCGGCUCCACUCGGUGUUUUGCCGCCUUUAAGGACCAGUGAACAAAUAAUCUGAGACUGAUCGCGUGUUUAUUAUUUUGACAAUCAGUGCCAGUGUCUUCUUUUCGUGAGCGAUGCACACCUUGUUCGGCGACCAGGGUGCCUACUACCGCCAGAGCGGCCCGUACUCCAUGUCCAACCCGCACCACUCGGCCGGAUACACGUACGAGCAGUACUCGUCGGCGGUCACCGCGGCCAGGUACGCACCCUACGCCUCGUCGUACCCGGCGGUGGCCGCCGCGGCCGCCGCCGGCCUCGCCAACCAGCACCACCACGGCGCCAACAAGGACAUGGUCAAGCCGCCCUACUCGUACAUCGCGCUCAUCGCCAUGGCCAUCCAGAACGCGCCCGACAAGAAGGUCACGUUGAACGGUAUUUAUCAAUUUAUCAUGGACCGCUUUCCUUACUACCGCGAAAACAAGCAGGGCUGGCAGAAUUCGAUCAGACACAAUUUGAGCCUGAACGAGUGCUUCGUCAAAGUGCCGCGCGACGACAAGAAGCCGGGCAAGGGCAGCUACUGGACGCUCGACCCCGACUCGUACAACAUGUUCGACAACGGCAGCUACCUGCGCCGACGGCGGCGCUUCAAGAAAAAAGACGCCCUGAAGGAGAAGGAGGACGCCAUGAAGCGGCAACAACAGCAACACCAGCCCCUCGAGAUGCUCAAGGACAAAAUCGGGAUGGAGAAAAUCGCCAACAAAGUGGCCGGCGGCUCGUGCAAGCAGCUGAAAAAGGAGCCGGGCGAGGCGGCCGACCUGCGGCCGACGUGUCUGGCCGACAAGUACCACCACCCUGCCGCCUACCAGCACCACCACGACGUCAAACCCAUCCUGGAGCACCUCGAGUACCAACAAGAAGCGCCUUCCUCCUUUUCCGUGGACAGUCUGAUGACCUCGAGAGAGCACUACGCGGCGGCCAGGUCGAUCUACCCUCCGGCGGCCCACUCGUACCAGUACCAGUCGCUGCAGGCCAUGGAGGAACUGUCCAUAUCCAACACCCCCAUGCAGCCGCACCACAACUUCCAAAGGUCGUGGUACACGUCCGCCUCGGACAACUCGGAGAACGCGUCGGUCCAGGCGGCCACGUCGGCGGCCGCGGCCGCCGUCAUCGCGGCCACCAACGGCUUCAGGGAGAUCCUGGAGCCGAACCCGAGCUGCCAGCUCGGCUUCAGCGGCGGCCGCUCCCUCGGCCAGACGGCCGGCGGCCAACUGCAGCAUCCGCAGCAGCACCCGGCCGGCAGCAGCUCGCCGCCGUCGCCGUUCCGACCGGCGGCCGCCGCGCAGCCCGCGGCCGCCAACUCGCCCUUCUACAACGUGCAGCGAGCCGUGUGCAACUCGAAUUCGCCCAAAUAUUGAGAAAUUCCAUUUUUUUACCUUUAAGUUUAUUAUUAUUUUUUUAAUCGCCCGCUGAAAAAACUCUCAUCGUAAUUGUCGUGCAAUCGUCCGAGUGAUAUAAGUGCUGGACCUAUUUUAUUAUCAUUUUCAUUGUUCAAUAUGUAAAUUAUAAUUUGGAUUUUGAUGAUCGUAGACUUUUAUCAAGACCGAGAUCAAUGUGUACAUAUUGUAAUAUUUGUGAAAUCAAAAUGGGUAAAUCAUAGUAAUAAAAGUGCGGACCGAAGCGCGCGUGCAAACAUUCUCAAUAAAAUGUGUAAUAUAUAAGGUUAAUAAUCGCGACACACGCAUGUCAUCUCGUAUGUUGAUUGCUUUCAACAAGAACACAAUGAUAUUUAUGUCCUGUUGAAAUAUUCCUUUUUUGAGAGAAAAAAAAGAACGCCGUGGUGUACUUAAUUAUUCUAAUAAUAAUGGAUGAU